Molecule: messenger RNA, 2307 nt
Organism: Cherax quadricarinatus
Lineage: Eukaryota; Metazoa; Arthropoda; Malacostraca; Decapoda; Parastacidae
Product: alkylglycerol monooxygenase
Biological process (GO): lipid biosynthetic process
Cellular component (GO): endoplasmic reticulum
Molecular function (GO): glyceryl-ether monooxygenase activity; iron ion binding
Source: RefSeq, a predicted model, not a curated record
GAGAGGUUAUUAAGCUAUUUAACGUACAUGUUUGUUCAAGUGUUGCACAUCAAAAUGUAUUCAGAUGUAACCAAAUAAAUAUGGAAACAUUCGUAAUAAUAAUGGAAAAAAAAAAGAAAAACAAUAAUCAUAAUAAAAUGCAUGGUCAUAUGUUCCCAAGGUGAAAUAUCAGAGCGUAUCUCUUAUAGAUACCAGCCACAGAUAACGACCCUUGGCUCAAGGAAAGAGCAAUGAAUACCCAUAUUAAACAUUUGGAGGUGGAGAUACACCUCGCCAUCGUCCCUGUGUUUACAUAUACCACAGAAGCAGAAGUCGUCACGUGAACGAUGGGUGUGACCGUAGUGGAGAAGAUUGGGUACUUUUUCUAUGUUAUCAGUCCCAACUCCACCACCUUCGAACGAGAAGAUCAGAUUCCCAACUUUAUCAAUGAUGCAAUACCUCUGUUCUGGACGUUUAUCGUGCUGGAGGCGCUGGUGGGGAGGAUGAAGGGAAAGUCAGCGGGCCGCGUCAAUGACAGCCUCACCUCCUUGGGUCAUGGUCUCGUCUACGAAACUAUCAAGCUGGUGACAAGGGGGUUCGAGUUGUGGGGAUACACUUGGCUGUACGAACAUCGGCUAAUAGACCUGGACUGGUCGUCACCAGUUACCUGGUGGGCUGCUGCCAUUGGUGUUGACUUCGCAUACUACUGGACUCACCGGGCCACUCACGAAGUGAACCUGAUAUGGGCCACCCACCAGGUGCACCAUUCUUCAGAGGAUUAUAACCUGACGACGGCACUGCGCCAGUCCAUGUUCCAGCGGCUCUUCGCCCUUGGUUUCCACCAACCUUUGGCUCUCCUGGGCGUUCCACUGCCUGCCAUCCUCGUCCACAUGCAGUUCAACCUGCUCUUUCAGUUCUGGAUCCACACGGAACUGGUUGAGAGCUGUGGGCCCCUCGAGUGGAUCAUCAACACCCCUUCUCACCAUCGCGUCCACCAUGGAGCGAACAAGUGGUGCUUGGACAAGAACUACGCUGGAGUCUUCAUCAUCUGGGACCGCAUGUUUGGUACCUUCGAGCCGGAGAGGAAAGGAGAGAAAAUUGCCUACGGUCUUGUCGAUCAGCCCCAAUCUAAUAAUGUGAUUUGGCUGCAGUUUUUCUAUUUAGUGGAGGUGUUCCGCAAAGCGGCCAGUAAGAGCACCAUUGGGGACGUUCUGAGGGCCCUCUUCUACGGGCCCGGCUGGUGUCCUGGGUCUCCUCGCCUGGGGGACCCCGAUUCUUUUCCAGACGCGACGGCGUCCAGGAUCAAAUAUAACCCUAAGUUGCCCUUGUGGGAACAGGUGUAUGUGACGCUACAUUUCCUGAUUGUACUCAUAGUACAACAGGUGUUGACCUUACAGUUGAUGAGUUUCUCCUGGCUGACUGUUCUUGUUUACAUCGUCUUCAUAUUGGCAUCUGUUGGUAUCAUCGGCGCCAUGUAUGAUGGGUGGUGGUGGGCGCCCCUGGCUGAGGCCGCACGCUGUGCCGCCUACGUUGUCUACGCCCGUGCUACACCCGUCACUGCCCUUCCCCUGCUAGACACCGUCCUCCUCACCUACUUUGCCGUCUCUACCCUGGUGUGGGCCUCAGAAAGCCUCACCCUUCUUGGACUUACUGAAAAGACUGCCAAGUUACAGUGACAACUGUCCUUGCAUUUGUCUUCGGAUUAUUGUGUUAGUUAUUCGAUUUAUUUGUAUUGGAGUAAUCCAUUAUAAGCAUAAAUCAAAAUUGGACAUUAAUUUUGCCAUCAGUUCGUAUGCGAUUGUAUUUCAGAAUUUGCUGCCGAAUCAGCUGGUUUACUAUACAUCCCAUAACCAAAUUUUACAAGGAAUCUUAUGCAUACAUCCGUCAGCAUUUCGGAGGGAAUUUAUAAAAAAAAAAUUUUUACUGUAUCAAGAUUUUUAUAUACAACUUUGAUAUUAAAAGUCUUAAGAGAAGGCAUAUCAACCAAGUUUUCAUGGUAAGGAAGAAACAACAUAUUUUUGGUUGAAUAAGGUUGGUUGUCCCUUUUUGGAUUGUAAAAAGCAUAUCCAGCAAUUUUAAAAGAUUUAUCAAUUACGUUUCAAGGGUAUUUCAGAUCAUUAACUAUUUCACAAAUUUUGGAUAUUUCUUCGCCUAUGAACUUUGGACUACAAAUAUGCAAACCUCUCAAAAACACUGAUGAGGAAACAGACAGUUUAACUAUCUUGAUGUGAAGAAUAAUAGUGGACAUAGGAACAGUUAUUUGUAGGUUUUCUGUAAAUUUUAAAUUUGAAUUCCUUAUUACCCUUAAUAAUUAAAACAUCUAGAAAA